Syzygium oleosum is the source of this 1772-nucleotide messenger RNA. Its product is annotated as UDP-glycosyltransferase 43-like. Bases 138 to 1604 code for a protein of 488 amino acids. Gene Ontology annotation, molecular function: UDP-glycosyltransferase activity. The transcript has a single exon. NCBI's taxonomy places the organism in Eukaryota, Viridiplantae, Streptophyta, Magnoliopsida, Myrtales, Myrtaceae. The record is from RefSeq and is a predicted model, not a curated record.
GUGUUGUCGUGGACGACACGGACUAGUGAGUUGCUACCUAGUUUCGUCGUCGUAAACGAAAAUAUCUUGUAAUGGUUGGCUAAGUGCAGCCUGGAAAGAGUCGGACCAAAAUUCAGGACAAAAAACCUAGAGAAGCCAUGGGAAGAGGAGAGGUGGAGGUGUUGUUUGUGGCCACGCCGGCGAUCGGGAACCUUGUCCCCGCAGUCGAAUUCGCCCGACGCCUGGCCGACCAUGACCCUCGGUUCCACUCCACCGUCCUCAUCGUCACCGAUCCCCACCGGCCCCUCAUUAGCUCCUAUGCCUGCUCACGAACCGCCGCCUCCUCUUCCGGUGCCGGCAACCUCCGCUUCGUCCACCUCCCUCAGGCAGACCCGCCUCAUCCAAGCGAGUACCAGUCCGCCUUCGCUUACGUCUCUCUGCACAUCGCGAACCACGCGCCUCUCGUCAAACAAGCCAUCGUCAACCUCAGGGCAACGGGGACCCAAGUCGCCGCUCUGUUCUUGGAUAUGUUCACCACGCCAAUGGCCGACGUGGCUCGUGAGCUGGGCAUCCCUCACUACCUCUUCUUUGCAUCCCCAGCGAGCUUUCUUGGGUUCACGCUCUAUCUGUUAGACCCUGAAGCCAGGAAGGCGAUCGAGUCUGAGGACAUGAGCACUGAGUUGCCCAUUCCGAGUUUCGUCAACACAGUGCCUAAGCGAGUCUUGCCCUCUUUAGUUCUCAAGUGGAAGGAUGCGUUAAGCUUGUUUGUAGCCCAUGCGGGGAGGUAUGGUGGGUUCAAGGGGAUUGCGAUAAAUACUUUCGACGAGCUUGAAGGGCAUGCGCUCCAGUCGCUGAGGGCGAGCGCAUUGCCGCCUGUUUAUUCGGUGGGACCGGUAAUAGACCUCGAUGGACCGGUCAAGUGGCACCCGCAAAGGGCCGAGCAAGAAGCCAUCCUGCAGUGGCUCGAUAAGCAGCCACCUUCAUCGGUGGUGUUCCUGUGCUUCGGGAGCAUGGGGUGCCUGUGCGCGCCUCAGGUGAGAGAGAUAGCGAUUGGGCUGGAGCGGUCCAGUUUCCGGUUCUUGUGGUCGUUACGCGAGCCACCGAGGGGUAAGUUGGACCUUCCAGGUGACUAUGAGAGUAUGGAUCAAGCAUUACCGGUAGGGUUCCUGGACCGGACGGCCGGGACCGGCUUGGUUUGCGGGUGGGUUCCGCAAGUAACCGUCCUGGCCCAUAUGGCUAUUGGUGGCUUCGUCUCGCACUGUGGGUGGAACUCCAUAUUAGAGAGCCUGUGGUCCGGCGUACCGACGGCCACGUGGCCCAUCUAUGCGGAGCAGCAGAUGAACGCGUUUCAGAUGGUGGCGGAGCUGGGAUUGGCGGUGGAGAUCAGGUUGGAUUACAGGGAGGGGAGCGCAUUGGUGUCGGCCAAGGAGUUGGAGAGAGGGCUGAGGUGUUUGAUGGAAGGUGGUGGCGAGGUGAGGAGCAAGGUGAAGGAGAUGAGGGAUAAGAGCCGGAUGGCCGUGACGGAACGUGGGUCAUCACAUGCUUCAAUGAGGCGUUUGGCGCAGCAACUGCUGGCUGGGUUGGAUUUGGAUGAUCAAGAAACGAAGUUACCACUUAUCAUAUGAACCUCUUGCCUGUUAGACAAUUCGACCCACACGUAUGAUUCUCAUUAUUUUCAUUUUCGCCGGUUCUCAGAACAUCACCAGCGUACUUAUGUUUCCAGAAGAGAUAUAACCAAUAAAACAACUAAGGAUAUGCAUUAUAUGUCUAUCAUACCUCCUGUUACAGAAACA